Molecule: messenger RNA, 895 nt
Organism: Amaranthus tricolor (Joseph's coat)
Lineage: Eukaryota; Viridiplantae; Streptophyta; Magnoliopsida; Caryophyllales; Amaranthaceae
Product: non-classical arabinogalactan protein 31-like
Exons: 3
Coding region: 14-598 (194 amino acids)
Source: RefSeq, a predicted model, not a curated record
CCUCUAUAUAUACAUGUUUAAUUUGCUAGCUUUUCCAUGCACUUCUAAAAUGGCUUUUACAACUUCUUUCCUCGUCUUCGCUUGUUUCCUUCUCGUUUCCACCCAGGUGUACGCUAAUUGUCCUCCACCACAACCAUCAUCUGCUGACAUUCCUCCGGUAUAUGUCUUACCAGAAUCUCCUCUUGCUUCGCCACUAGCUCCGGCAGAUUCACCCAUCUACUUCUUUCCAGAGGCUCCGACGGCAUAUUCUCCCAGUUACUUCCCUGAUCCAGAGGCUCCGGCAUAUUCUCCUAUUUACUUCCCUCCAGAGGCUCCUGCUACUUCCCCAGUCUACCCCCCACCAGUACAAGAACCCACAACUCCCCCGGUUUACACCCCACCACAAACUCCUUCUGUACCUUACAACCACGGAUUUUGCGUGGUAGAGUGCAUGCAAAGGUGUAAAACAUUAUCAGAAUACAAAGGGAGAACAAGAGUAUGUGUGAGACUAUGCAGCCAUUGUUGUAAAGCAAACAAAAAAUGUGUUCCUGGUCCACUCACUAAAUGUUCAGCAUGGGACACCAUUGUAUACCAUGGUGUUACAGUCAAGUGCCCUUAAUUAUCUUUGUUAAAUUUGGUUCAACAAUAAAUUACAAUUACCAACUCUAAUAAUAUCAGCUCUAUGCUUAAAUUAAUUGCAUCUUUAUUUUAUUUAGUUCUGUUUUAUAAUUGUAUAAUUAGGAUUAGGAUUAAUUAAGCUUUAGGAGUAUAUACUUCUGCUUAAUAUCCUUAAUUAUAAUAAUCAUUGUAAGUCUACAUGAAGCUUGUUUUUCAGGUCAAUACACACUACGUACCCAAAAGAGGAUAAUAUUUAAUUAUGUCAAUUAAUUAAUUCUAAACUAAUGUUUCUAGUUUU